AACUGAAAAGGCAUUAACAGUACAAUUAUAUUUCCACAUACGUGUUCCACAUAACUCAUAUAAAGUCGUUAUUUCUUUUCACUUGCAUAUACGACGUAAGCUGAGUUGUAUUAAGAUUUAAGUCAAGACAGACAGUGUUCCACAUAAGUCAAGUCCUCCUGAUUUAGGUAUUGGUAUUUCCAUGCAUACAUUUUCUUUUAAGAAGAACGUGGUUGAUUGGUUGGUACCGAAUCAGUACCUAGUUUCACUUUGGUUGGGUACUAUUAGUACCUUGCAUUCUUCGAUAUUGAAUCUCAUUAUUGAAUGAAAACUUCAUUUUUAGAUUUAUAUAAUUCACCUUGUAUACAUAUUACAUAGUGGCAAGGAAUCUGCAAAGCGUAAUUGCCAAUUUCUGCGGGCCCAAAUAAAUAAAUUACAAUACAAGUUAAUACAGAUAUUAAACAACAAAGAACAGUAUAAUAACUGCAGUCCCUACAUAUGCAGCACUGUCAGCACAGGCUUGUGAGAGUACGAACAAAAUUACACUUACCUCAACAUCGUAACACGAGUACAAAGUCAAAGAGGAAAUGCAACACUGCCGACUUAUCCGUAUUCAAAUUAAGUUCAUCAACGAGAUGGUUCCAUAUUCGAGUUGCCCGAAUCAUCAGUAAAAUUUUUGAUAUUUUGUUACUGUUUUGCAUUUUGGCACGACAAACUUUAGGACUGUUAUUGGCGGAGGAUCUGGAAGUGCGGAUAGUUGGGCGUAGUGAUGCUUGAAUGAUUACUAGUUUGUGAGUAGUAGUUUAUAAAAAAGCACCAUGUCUAGAUAUUCGUGCCAAUAGCAAAUCGGUAUUAAAGAGGCCUAAGGUUUGAAGUCUGGUGGUAUAGUCAGUAGAGGAGAAUGGAAGACUGAGGAUAUAUUUGGUUGCUCGGCUUCUCUAUGUUCGUUCAAGGUGACGUAUUAGUUCGAUGGAUUGUGGUGCCCAUAGUUGGGUAGCAUACCGCAGGUGUGGCCGAACUAGCGCAAAGUAUAAUGUGCGUCUCGCUUCGUUUGCACUUAGAACUAGCUGGCCAUCAUCCACAGAUCUCAUCUCUCUGUGUAAGAUCUCAUCUCUCUGAGUCAUGUGCAAGACAAUGCCGAGUUUUGCACCAGGUGAAACAUCAGGCACAGACAGGAAGAUCAUUGAUAAAUAUCACAUAAAACAAGUUGCCCGAAUCAUCAGUAAAAUUUUUGGGAACGAUCUCACAAAGAUAGUUGGGCGUAGUGAUGCUUGAAUGAUUACUAGUUUGUGAGUAGUAGUUUAUAAAAAAGCACCAUGUCUAGAUAUUCGUGCCAAUAGCAAAUUGACCACGAAAUUGAAGACUGAGGAUAUAUUUGGUUGCUCGACAAAAUUUUCGACAUUUUGGCGAACCCCCCCCCUGUCGCCAAAAAAUUUUCGGUCAGUGGUGUACCAUGUUAGGGGUCAACCAAAAUUUUUGGGAACAUCACACAAAUUUUCCAAACAACACAAAAUUGACCACGAAAUUGACUGAAUUUCCGACAAAAUAGACAGAAUUUGUCCCAUUUAUUUUUAUAAUUAACCAAAAUUGCCCGACUGUUCAUUGAAUAUUGCCCGACUGCCCAUCAUCCACAGAUCUCAUCUCUCUGUGUAAGAUCUCAUCUCUCUGAGUCAUGUGCAAGACAAUGCCGAGUUUUGCACCAGGUGAAACAUCAGGCACAGACAGGAAGAUCAUUGAUAAAUAUCACAUAAAACAACGGGUCCCAGGAUGCUGCCUUGAUGCAGCACCCUUCUGAAGACAAUGCAGACAUGAUGCCAUGGGCGUACCGGAAGGAAAAAAUUAGGGGGGCGGAAAGAAAUUUGCCCGACUUUUCGGGAUUGUGCCCGACUAGUAUCGAAAACAUUUUUUCCGGAAAAAGGAUUUUGGCGAACCCCCCCCCUGUCGCCAAAAAAUUUUCGGUCAGUGGUGUACCAUGUUAGGGGUCAACCAAAAUUUUUGGGAACAUCACACAAAUUUUCCAAACAACACAAAAUUGACCACGAAAUUGACUGAAUUUCCGACAAAAUAGACAGAAUUUGUCCCAUUUAUUUUUAUAAUUAACCAAAAUUGCCCGACUGUUCAUCGAAUAUUGUUCGAUAACUACAUCGGCUUCGGGCCUGUAAUAUGCAUGAUGCUCCCUAUGACAACCUCGCUGCCAUAUCUCCAUUCAAAUAGUUUUCAAACGGUCAUAAAAGCGGACUUCGCAAAUAUUGGGAGGGAGGGGGGGGGGGGUUCAGGUUACCCUCUUAUUACUACAUAUCUCGGUUCUUAAAACAUCCUUCACAUUUGGCUAAAAUUUCAUGCACAUUUGCCUAAUCACAGUCAAAUGCUUUCAGUGUUUCAUUCAAAGGCUUUCAGAAAUUACUGGGGGUGUCCCUCCAGUGUCUGCCACUGGGUUUUAAAAGAUCAGUGGUUUAGACGGGGAGUUAAAGAGUUAAAAGAUGCUGAACUGCUGGCCUGAUUCAGUUACUGAACAUUUCAAACAGUGAAGUCAUCAUCGUCAACUCUAUAAAAUGAGUACCUCUUGGCAAGGUAAACCUCAAAUGCUCACUAGCUAGGACCAUGGUGUCAGCAUUUUGAUGAAUCAUGGCGUGGCAGCGGUUACUCGAGUCGACCUUCUGUGUGCCUUACUCUAUGAUUUAACUCAGAGUUUUUCAUUUAUAAAGCUUGGUAGUUGGUAUAUAGUAAUACAUACGCAAUAAAGCACUUUAAAGUGUAAGUACAUUUAUGACUAUGUCACAAUGCAGUUUUUAAAUAUAAAUGCAGUUUUUAAAAUAUCCAUAAAGUGUCACUAUAUUCCAGUCAACUUGAAAAAAGAACUUUAUCCAAAAAUAACAUUAUUGUGGUUUGAAAUUUCUCCAUUUUAAUCAUAGUAUAGUUAGUUUAUAUUCUUCAGAGUUAUUCGUCGUUUUCGAACUCUUUGGGGUCCUUUCUACUCAGCCGAUGAUUUUCAUUCUUCGCCCAGUUAAUGACCAAGAAAGCAGAGAUAAAAGCAGGCAAAAUGUAACCAAUUGAACCCGUAAAACGACGUACAACAUUUGGACCACUCUUUGAAAUGAAUCCAGCAAAAGCACGUUGUUCAAAUGGCGACAACGAGUACGUGAUAAUGUUCUUAGCUUUAAUAAGAUUUCCAAAUUCUUUACCACCCAUCUUAGACGAGAUUUAGAGAAACUUUAUGUACAAUUUCACUGCUAAUUUCCACAAUUUCACUGCUAUAAAUUCCACUCGCUAUUAAUUUUCAGCCAAUAUGGAGGAGCAAAGAGAACGGGAUUGUGAGGAACAUAAGGGGAGAAACAUGACGAAUAUGGAUAACAAUUGUAUUUUAGCCUUUUAGGGGAUUAAAUGUACUCCAAUUUCUCCUAAGUGUUUCUUAUUGUCCCUAAUAACGUGUAUGACCCCCACAACACAGACCACAAUACAAUAUGAAAAUUCGAAAUUGUAAUUUGUCAAAAGUGAUAAAGACAUUGCUAUAAACAUUGGAAUGCGUUUAUUUUGCAUACAAGGAAUCCUUAUGAGGCCAAUGGGACGGGGAUGUAAAUUAAAGUAAAUAAGGUGACGUUGCCAAAAACGAAGGUUUAUGCCGUUUGAGUGGAAGUUGUUUCAUAACUCUUACAGUACUAUGGACGAAACGCCAUCUUCUGGUAUUCCUAGAUAUGGUUCUAUUCAUAAUUCCAAUACAACAAACGAAAGACUUGUCAUACCAACUCGAGUACUCACCAAACAACUUGAGAUUAAACACGAGAAGAGCCUCAAACGUAACUUAUCAAACAUAGUUAAAACAACUAAAUACACUAUAUGGAAUUUUCUACCAAAGAAUUUGUUUGAACAGUUUCAUCGUUUUGCUAACAUAUAUUUUCUGGCAAUAGCGAUUUUAAACUGGGUCCCGGCAAUUAAAGCAUUUGCAAAAGAAAUAACAAUGAUUCCAUUAUUGAUUGUUCUCAGUGUGACAUUGGUGAAAGAUUUAUAUGAAGAUCAGAGACGAAGGAGGUCAGAUAACGAGGUCAAUAACAGACAAUGUCUUGUCUAUGAUGUGUAAGUGAUGUGUAAUUUAUACAUUUGCAACUGGAUAGAUCAUUUUCAUAAUUAUAAUAGAGUGCUUAAACAAGUGAUGUUUUUGAAAACAUAUUACCAACACACAUAGACAACACACAUAUCAGCUGUUACAGUAAUUAUGAUGUCAGCAGUUUCAUGCUUUGAAUCAAGAAAACCAUGCGAAUGUGGGGUCAAUCCUUUAAUUCCAGGGGGAAUUUGAAAGUGUCCAGACAUUCCAAGUUUCCCGCAAUUACCGUGAAAUUCCCACAUUUUUGGGUUUUUUUUUUCACGCAUCACACAUGAAGUGACUUUCUUCUCGCAUUUUUUAAACUUAACUUGUGGAGGUUUCUUCCUGUGGGGCAAUUACUCCCAUUUCUUUCCAUUUGCACAAUGUCCAAUGCAUUCUUUUUGCCAAUGUCAGUGCCCAGAAGUCUUGAAAAUGUGUGUCUCAAUUGCAUAUCAAAAAGAGACAACAAAUUGGAAGACUCCUGAGCCCGAGGAGUGUUAUUUUUGCCGUUUGGGAAGGAGUGACGCUAACAUUUCAUAUUUUUAUAGCAUGAACACAUAAGGUUUGUGCUUCAAAAAAGGCGGACGAAAAACCUCAGAAAGGCAAUUUUCUGGCGAUCUGGGGAACUCAAAUUUCAAAACUUCACCCUGGGCGUGCCAACCAUGGUGGCACCUCGUCAGUGGACACUAACCUAAGGAAAUUAGCUUCCCGCAUAAAAUUUUUCAAAACUUGACAGUGUCAGGAAUAGUAGUGAAAUACAAUACAUUUUAUAUUUAUGAUUUGAAGGAUUACAACAGCCACCUGACUGGGAAGUUUGAAAAUUGUGUAUGGAUGAUACAUUAGAUUUUGAAAAUUUAAUAAUAAACAGUUAUUGAGUUAUUGGACAAGGUUUUUGUGAUAUCCAGAAUUAUCAAUUAUUCUUCAUUAAUUUGGGAUAUCACAAAAACCAAAUUCAAUAACUGUUUUAUUAUACAUUGCAUUUUCAUUAGCCAUUUGGACAAACAAUGAUUUGUCACACAAAACAAUGUUUGGUUUGCAAUAACAACAUAAAAAUAUUAGAAAUCUCAUUUACCUACCGGUAAUGAAAUUUGGAUAAAAAUGUGCAAAAACAUUGAUGAAAAUGCCUUUUGUUCAUGUUGUUUUUCAUUGUUUUAUUUGUGUAUAUAAAACUGAUGCUUGCUAUAAAAUUACAUACCAUGGGCUCAACUAGCUGACACAUAACUCAGUUAUCUGCAAGCACAUAACUGUGUUAUAUGUAGGUUGCAUGAUUUCCAUAUUUAGCUGUAAGCUAAUGGCCACUCAGAAGACACAUGGUGAACAUCAAACAGUUUGCACCUAAAAUCUUAGUUGCUGAGUUGCACAAUACAAACAUUUCACAGUGGAACAGCCAUUGCCAUAUAUAAUGGGUUUAUUUUGUACUUGUGAUAUCUGUACUGACAACAAAUUCUUGCUUAGGCUCUCUAAUGUCAAAUUAUUACACUGUUUUGAGUUACUUUGUUAAGAUUGGUGGUUUUCAAUGUAUUACCAUUGCCCUGUUUUAUUAUUUUACAACUUAGUGGUUAAAGUGCACAGCAAGACCAAUUUCUGUAGAAAAGAUGAAUUGUCAUAUUACACAUUUUAACGGAUUAAGAGAAAAUAGGAAACUCUGACUAUUUGGAGUAUGUCCGUAAAUUCUUAUAUUUCUUGAUAUUUUCUGCUGGUAGAGAGGAUUUUAGUGGAUUAACCCAUUGAGUGCCAGCGCUCUUCUCAAUACACAUUGUCAUCACAUACAGUCAUUUUGCCAUCUUGUCCUACAGUAUAUUGAUGUGUUCUUAGCAUGUGAUUAUCUUCCUGUUUAUAUCACCUUAAUUGUUUAUCACAUUCAUCAAACAUCUCAUCCAAUUCCUGGCAGUGUCUUACUGUAUCAGUAUUCAAUAAUUCCCUUGACGGCAUAGUGCCACAGCCUUGACAACAUGCCUUUUCUGAUGCCAAAACUUCUCCUACACCCAUGCACACUUUACAAUAUUCAGAAUACAUGUACAAUACAUGGCACAAUAUGAUUGACUGCAAGAUUUAUUUCAGAAUUUUGUGUCAACCUCAAUUUUGACUCUUUGAGGGCUGUAUUAAUGUAAAUUAUACUCAUGCACUCAGACACCUUAGUGUAUAUAUACAUGUGGGUCGAUACACUCCUUGGAUUAGCAGACCCAGUUAGUCUGAAAAUAUCUGCUAUUUGUGUGUGACUAGCUAAAACUACAUAAAUGGUGCAGUGUAUAAUUACAGUACAAUUCAUGUGAUUUUCUCUGUGAUUACAGACAGACGUUUUAUUGAAAUAGGUUUACUAUGUAUAAAUUGCCAAAUUAUACCGUAAAUUAUGGCAUUAUACUAUUGCAGUCUCGUAUCCAGGAUUUCUAAAUAAUAUGUUUUCCUCCUAGAAACUAUUUUACUAUGCCUAUGAUUGUUAACAUGAUCGCUCUCAGAGAACGCAUCUUUUCCCACGCGUUGGUCGGACAAAAUUUCAUGAACUUCUAAUCAAUUUUAAUAAUUCAAUUGGCGUUCAACCACAAUUAGCCUCGUGAAAUAUUCUAGACAAUUCAAACAACGUGAAAAGCGACUUUUAAAAGUCGUAAUUGUAAAUGUACCAUUAUACAAACAACUAUAAUACUAACAAGUCGCGUUUCGUGGUGCAGAGACUCUCAAACGUGGGAGAGGCAGCACCCCAAAAAUGGCGGGAAAAUCGGCCGUGAUAAAGGCUAAUUUGAUCGAUUUGUUAUUAGCCUAUACAACCUUUAGCUCUUCUGGGUUAUCAUGUGAACAGACAGAGGGAUAGACAACCUGUGGCACUGAGUUAAAAAAUGAUGUGAAAAUAUUAUCAAAAAUCACGGUUUGUUAAGUAGCUGCAUUGGGACGCGCAUUUGUAGUGGCUAGGAUAUACUUUGACUGCGGUAAAAGAUAUUUAAUUUGCUUUCUGCCUCGAAGUCAGAUAUUUUGUUUAAUUACAUUCUGCAUGCAGUAUAAUCCUACUAAGAUAUUUUAAAGAAUACUCUACAACCAUCGCUUUGUUUGUACUUCUUCAGACUGAGUGUUUUUGCUCCUUCAGAUUCAUUCCGAACCAUUUAAUUAAUGCAAUACCAAUGUGUUAAUUAAGUGCAAAACCCUACCAAUCAUUAUUCAAAACCAGUUUAGAAGAAAUGAAUUCUAGCUGUUGCACCAGCUUUUUACGAUUAUUAAUUCUGUUUUAAAACAUCAGUUACUCACUCAAUACUGCACGAAGACCUUAACAUCAAAAUUUAAGUUAGGUCUUUCUAAAACAUAAUAGAACUGCUUUGAGUGAAAUACAGUAGUUUUUCUAGUUUUUAUGUUACAAUAUUUUUAAAUCAAACAGCGUAACUCUUUGGAGGUCACCAUGUGCAUUCAGAGAAGUGAGCAAGGAUUAUUAGCUGACCAAUUUAAAAAAUUUCCUGCAGGAAUUAUCACUAUUUCUCUGUAUCAUUUUGGUAUCAUUCUUACAUUUUUCUAUCUUUUAUACACCAGGCUUUGUCUGAAAAGGGAUAACAGUUGAUCACAGUAGUAAUCUUCCACUAUCUUUACCUUUUGGGGGGAGAUGACGUCAUUGAUAUAUGACGAACCACAAUUUCGACUUCAAAUCAUAUCUUCAGUGACGAAUGACACUAUAGACAUAAGUGUCUAACGCUAGGUCGUGAAAGUAAUUUGUUCGAGGAUUACAUUCAAUGACAUUUACCCAGACUAUAAAGUAGGGAAACAUGUCUAAAGGGCUGUCUACAAGUCACGAUUAGUCGUAUACGAUUCUUAUUCUGGCGUAUGUAAUGGAAUAAACACGCGUGAAGAAUAUUAUCAUUAAACAGAUGAAGAGGAAUUGCGGCAUCAGCGCAGUAAUUUUCAUACACCAGGAUGACAACCGUAUACAUACAUACAUACAUACAUACAUACAUACAUACAUACAUACAUACAUACAUACAUACAUACACAUACACACACACAUACAUUGAUACAUACAUAAAUUAUAUCGUGUAGGUUAGUAGGUAGGCCUUAAUAUACAUACACUAAUUAUACCUUGUAGGCAGGCCUUAAUACAACAAGUUAUUAAAAUGCAAAUAAGUGUAUUUUUACAAUCAAUCCAUUGAUAACUCCAUUGUAAAUUCAUCACCCAACAGAUUGGAUUCUGUGUUGCACAUAGUGAGACUCUAAAGUUAUACUUCCUUAUUUCAGCACAACCAAGAAAUAUGUUAAAACAAAGUGGAAAGACAUUGUUCCUGGCAAUAUUGUGAAAUUAUCAAAUGAUGAAAUUAUCCCUGCAGAUCUAUUGCUAUUGAACUCAAGUGAUCCUAAUGAUAUAUGUCACAUUGAAACUGCUAAUCUUGAUGGAGAAACUAAUUUAAAACAACGAGAAAUUGUCAGGAAUUUUAACCAGGUACAGGUAAUAUGGUUAUCUAUUUUUAACAACAUUAAGGUGUAGAUUAAUGCGUAUUAUAUCCAAGUGGGCUAUUGUUGCAGCUGCUAUUCAAUGGACCCUUUGCAGUUAGGCCAAAAGUUGGUAAUUCCCUGCCGUUCACCGUGUUGUUUAGCAACACGUUGUUUUCAACUAUUUUUAGAAGUUCAAAAGGGUGAAAAUAUUCUACGUUUCUGUAUUAUCCAUUCAGAUAUGAGCUGGGCAAGAGUAUUUUUAAUGGUUCAAUAUUUUUGAUUGCUUAAGGAAGGUUAAACCGGCACUUUUACGAGCUUUCAUCUGGGACUCGUUUUAUAAGUGUUCUUAGUCUUAUUAUAAAAGAUAAAAUAGUAAUUAUCUUUUUAUUUCAGGAUUCAGACUGCAAUGGAGCGGCAGAUUUUUCUUCGUUUAUUCAUUGUGAAGAACCGAAUAGUAAAAUUUAUCAAUUUCGUGGAUAUAUGUAAGUGAGGAAUUAUUUAUGUAAUAUUUCAAAUCCGACUAUGAGGACUGGACUAAAUUUCAAGUCCGCGCAAUUUGAUCAAUUCUAGAACUGGAUCAAUAUACUUCACUAGGUAUCCAGUAUUGUCAUGUGAGCGAAAUAAAGCAAUAUGGUUGGCUAAUGGACCUAUUCCCUAAUGAACAAAAUUUUGAUCUAGAUAAAUCUAGACAAAAAUUUCAUCACAGCUUCACAAGAGAAAGAGCAUCACAAAAAUAGUAAUAUUCCGAAGUUUCGUUGCGAAAUGUUGUAAAAUGCGGAUAAUAUAGCCCUGCGAAGUUUGCCGUUUUUAAGUCAUUUUGUAUUACGCACGGGAAAUUGAUACCGCUUUCUGAAAAAAGGUAUCAAUUUCCCGCGCGUAAUACAAAAUGACUGAAAAACGGCAAACUUCGCAGGGCUAUAUAUUAUCCGCAUUUUACAACAUUUCGCAACGAAACGUCGGAAUAUUACUAAUUUUGUGAUGCUCUUUCAAGCUGUGAUGAAUUUUUUGUCUAGACUUGUCUAGAUCAAAAUUUUGUUCAUUAGGGAAUACAGUAGGUCCAUUUACUCAUAAAUUAUUAAAGUUUCUCAAAGUUUCUGGCAUCGUGUCUUGUUGCCGUAAUUAUGACCACAGGAUUUUAUAUUGUGAAACAGCCCUAAGUAAGACACCUUGGAGCCCAUGCAUAUUUACCACACUGACAGAGGUCCCAGCAGAAAAUUUACCAGUAUAAGGCACAUCUGUGACUGCGCCAUUGCGAGUUGAGAGCGAUGCUGGAUACGAGGUUGUGCAUUUGACGUACAUGAACUACUAUACUAUGUACGUCUAGACUCUCGUUUGUUGUAUUUAGAGAAACUGACGGCAACCGCACUUCAAUUGGGGCAAAUAAUCUUCUUUUGAGAGGAUGUGUUAUUCGCAAUACAGAAAACUUGGAAGGAAUUGUCAUCUACGCAGGUAAACGCAUCACCCAAAAUGAUUAUCUCAGAAGAAAUCCAAAACUACUAUUUUAGUAAAUCAGACAUUGGACGAUUUUGUGACUUGAGAAACCGCAUAAAAAUAGCCAGUUCCUGUAGAGGUCCAAUAGCCCUGGGUACGAGGUUGAGUGCGUUCGUUGUAAACAUAUUCUGAAUAAUAUAGUAUUAAUACAGCAUUUUGCAGGAUGUACUAUUGGCGCUAUGGUAACAAGUCCGUCACUGUACUUGAGUAAUAAUUAAUAUUACCGAAAUCAGUAGAGUGUCUUUUCCAGAAGUUUAAAAGACAGUCAGAAGCCAGUAGAAACGUUCAUGUUUUAUGACGUCACGGUGAAGGAAUGCAGCGUGGAAAGUGAAGUUAGUGAGCUGUGAACACGCCAUGUUAAACAUGUGAACACGCCAUGUUAAACAUCAGUAGAGUGUCUUUUCCAGAAGUUUAAAAGACAGUCAGAAGCCAGUAGAAACGUUCAUGUUUUAUGACGUCACGGUGAAGGAAUGCAGCGUGGAAAGUGAAGUUAGUGAGGUUGUGAACACGCCAUGUUAAACAUGUGAACACGCCAUGUUAAACAUGUGAACAAAGUUUAUAUCAGGACAGCCUAAUAAGAGUGGUUGGAGCACAAGCGAAAGUGAGGUUUUUAUGGAAAAGUGCCAUUGGCAAUUUGUCAAACUAAAUAAAGUUACUAAUACAGUAAGUAAAAUAACAUAAAAGUUCCACGCUGCAUUCCUUCACCGUGACGUCAUAAUACAAGGACGUUUCUACUGGCUUCUGACUGUCUUUUCAACUUCCGGAAAAGACACUCUACUGAUUUCGGUAAUAAUUGUUGAAUGUGGUUGAGCAUGAUAUGAAGAAUUAUCAAGGCCGAAGUUUAUGGCUGAUUUCCCAUUUGCAGAAAAAUGUUUCCUUUUUCCUUUCAUAAGUACAUUAAGAUGUUUCAAAACCUUUCCUGGUUGUAUUCGUUGAUAUUUCUUCUUUAUAUUUUAAAAUUUCCUUCUCUCAAACCAAAGGUGGCGUCAUAUUGUUUUGGUUGUGUUUCCACAUUACGUAUUCCUACUUCUAUACAGCAUGAUGUCGUAACGUUGAUAUGGUCUUUUUAUAUCAACGUUAUAACAUCACUCUGUUUAAUAUUAUGUCAAAUCUCCAAUCAGAAACAUGAAUUAUUUUAAAUAAUUAUUAAUUACCUAUAAAUCUGAUAUUUUAGAGAAAGUUCUGAUAUAUUUCGGACACGGGUAAAAUAUUCAAUUUAUAAGCAAUGCUUCCAAUAAGGGGAGGAUAUAUAGUGGUUCAGUAAGAUGGUAGGUUUUGGUGAAGCGUAACAUGUCAGGAAAAACCAGGGGUUCACCUGCCAUAGAGAAGAUUGAACCUCCAAUUACGAGUAUUGACCCGCCAGCCAAGAAUACUGACGCCCGUAUUCUAAAAGCUCACUCACACUCAAUGAGUGGAGUUUCAAUAUGAGCUUCCCUUGAGUGUUAAUGCUGUAUUUGAAUAGCUGGAGGGUUAGUGUCGUACCUUACUAUGUGACUACUCACCCUCCAGCUAUUCAAAGACAGCAUUAACACUCAAGAAAAGUUCAAAUUGAACCUCCACUCAUUGAGUGUGAGUGUGAGUGAGCUUUUAGAAUACGGGCGUGAGUCUCCAACAAGUUUAUGUAAAUGUAAACUAAAUACUAAAACAACAAUUUUUUAUGUAAAGUAUACAAAUGUGUACGGAAUGUUUUGUUCCUCUAGGUCAUGACACCAAAGCGAUGAGAAAUAACAGUGGUCCACGUAGCAAACGCAGCAAGCUGGAGAGAGAUAUUAACUCGGAUGUUAUAGCUUGUGUAUUUAUCUUGAUAUCACUGUGUUUAAUUUGUGCUAUUGGUAAGUACGGCAGUGAAUUUACUAUAGGAUGUACUAAUAUAUAACCAAAACGUUUUAAUAAUUGUAUUAUGUAAAAUACACAAUCCCUGAAUUCACCGAAUAAAUUUUGGAUAUGGUUAGUGCAAUGAUAAUAAGAGGUUUUCAAUAAUAAUAGGUGUAUUGACAGUAUCGUAAUUGUUUUAUAUCAGAGGUAGAAUGACGUCUUAAAAUCAUCACGUACUUGUUUGAGUUGUCCCAGAAUCCAUCCAGACUAUUUCCUCUAUAUGUUCUUAUCUUAAAUGUCGAGUGUACAUGUUCCCGAGCUCACCCAUUCAAACGUCAGGCAGUUCAAUAUAAAAUUGUGUCGAAUACGUCGGAACCAUUGGCAUUGGUACCUAAUUCACACUGCAGAUAACUCACUUACUAGUGACUACUGGUCUGAUAAUGUAUGCAUAGAAAUCUAACAAACGUAACCAUGCAUACUUUUUUGUAUGUUGGUGAAUUAUGUACUAAGGUGAAUAUAAUGUUUGUUAUGUUACUCUUAGUGUGCAUCCACAACGCGGGCAAGAUGAAAAGUUUGAUAAACAAAACGUAUCAUAUCUUAGAAUACAUUGAUAUCGAAGGAACUCGACUCAGUUCCGAAAUAUCACCAACUCGAACCGAUUUGACCUCGUAGCUCAGUUGGCAGAGCAUUGGACUAGUAUCCCAAGAGUCUCGGGUUCGAUUCCCACCGUGGUCAGGCAAACUUUUCAGCCUGCCCGGUGUGGGUGCACACUCAGAGUAACACCACAAACAAAACUUAUCCAUCUUUAUUUUUCUUCAGGAUGUGGAUUUUGGACUCAUAAUAACGAAGUGUUUGACCACCAGUAUACCCCAGAGUUGGACCUCGAUAACGAAGAUGUGAUACAACGUGAACCUGCUUUAGAAGGUUUUGUGAGGUUUUGGACAUAUAUCAUAGUUUUUCAGGUACAUAUACAUACAAGUGGUGUGUACUUCGCUACUUUUGUUUAUUUUGAAACAUGAAGAUAUAAACGUAUAUACAUUAUUUGAUAGUGUCAAACUGGGAUCAGUCAUCAAUCUAUUCAUAUGCGGCUAAGGCGAAAUCAUACCCAAACAACUGCAUAUUACAGAAAUCGAACCUCGAUUACAGAGAUGAAACUAUAUAACAAACAUACUUGCAGGGAGGUGAGUCCGGGAUUGGACGCACCGAGGGUGGCUGGAAGUUUCCCGAACUCGGUUCGGAAAACUUCCAGCCACCCGAGCUGCGUCCAAUCCCGGACUCACCGAACCUGCAAGUAUGUUUGGUUUUUAUCACAUGCCAUUUUGGUAAAAUACUAAAAAGUACUGAAGAAUUUUAUACGCAUUUUACUGUUUAGUAUAUAAUUUCGUGUUUGGAUAACGAACAUUUUAGCCGCCGACAUACUACGCAAACAAACAAACUUAGGCUUAAAUUAUAAAGCUAAAAGAAUUCUCUACAAUACUCCCUUAUUCUUCAAAAGAGAAAAUGAACACAUUCUGCGAAAACAAUGCCAAGAUUUAUAUAAACCUGCCCGUGCCGAACAAAUUUCGGCGGCCAUCUUUCUUUUUUUCCACUUUGAAUGCAGAAUAUUCCAUUUUUAUCACACAAAAUAAAAAAUAAUAAUUAUAAAACAAUUAAAAACAGUUAAUUUAUUUUUUUAUUGAAAUCUUCGUCUGAAUUUUGUUAAAAUCGCUUCAUAAUGGCCGCCGCCAAAACAUCGAUCUCGAACCCACCUCCUAAACUUACGUCAGCAGGUGGGUUCGAGAUUGAACGCACCUCCUCGUAGCCAAUAGGAAAGCCGCUAAUACGCUAGGUAUGAGAUAAAUGUACAUGCACUGGUCAUGAUUGUACCACCAACAUCACAUCCAGUAUACAGUCUCAUCAUUGUUAGUCGCUUCAAGUACACUCACUCUUGAUGUACUUGGUAACCAACAAUAGUCUGGGUUGCCGAAAGCUCUGUGGCAGCGGGAAAAAUUGUCCCAAACCCGCAACCCAAUCUGUGUGAGUGCCAAAUAUUGAACGGGAUAUUUCUUAAGUAGGAGCUUUUCCUCAAGUUGGGACCAUGCAUAGCUCCUUUUAAAUGAGUGCGACCUCUCUUGAGGAAUAUGACAUCAUAGAGACCCCCGGAAAAACUUCACACCCACAAAAUCUCUCAACGACGACGGUCCUGUGUAUAGUGUCUUCAAUUUUCUCUAGGUAUUAAUUCCGAUAUCAUUGUACGUGUCUGUUGAAAUUGUGAAACUUGGUCAAUGUUAUUUUAUAACGAAUGAUGUGGAAAUGUAUUUUGAAGAAAAAGAUCAACCCGCAUUAUGUCGGGCACUAAAUAUUAAUGAAGAUCUAGGACAAAUUAAAUACGUCUUUUCUGAUAAGACUGGAACUUUGACGGAAAAUAAAAUGGUGUUCAGACGUUGUACUAUUGACGGAAAAGAUUUUUCUCAUAAAACCAGAUGUUCUCAAGGUAAUUUUAUUGUAUAUAUAGAGUUAUAUACUUUCAGCUUCGCUGUUUAAAGAAAAUUUGUUCUUGUAAAGUAGCAUGUGCAUGUCUUAUUUGAAAUAGAUGACCUAACGGACGAAGCAUUACCACAAGGAACCCACAGCAUGGAUGAAACGGUAAGUAGUAGUAAUGUAAGCUAGAGAGCACUCGGAGACUACAUACCUCCGACAGACACCUCCUCCGAUAGGGUGCGACACCCCAUCCCCCAUGUACCGAAGUUACGGCCUUGAUAGAGGUCAAAAUUUAGAUUUGACCUCUACUACCGCUACCUCUCACAGGCUUAAUACGCAUUUCAUUGGUUAAGUUAUUACUUCCUUAACUUUGACAUUGUUAGGACUUCCCUGAUACUUCGUGGGAUCAUGAACUUGCUGAACAGAUAAAAAGUACUUCCAGUGGGGAUGCAACAUCACCGAUUAAGGAAUUCUUUACAUUGCUAGCAAUUUGUAACACUGUCGUCGUAUCGUCGGCUGGCAACCAUAUGAAUGACGUCACUAUCUCUUUAGCCAAUGAGGAAGAACCAGGUGACAGUGCAGAUGGUGCUACAAAUGAAAUGUAUUUAAAUGGAAGAAUAGAAACAAAACAAGUUUCAUCAGAAUCAAAAGAACAUUCAUCUGUAGAUGAAAAUCAUGCAAAAAUUUUAUCUUACGAAGCUGAAUCGCCAGAUGAAGCAGCUUUGGUACAAUCUGCUAACAUGUACGGCUACAAAUUAUUAUCUCGAGGUUCAGAUAGCAUAACUAUUGAAGUACCUGAAGAAGGCGUUGUGAAAUAUCAUCUUCUUCAUGUCUUAGUAUUUGACUCAAUCCGCAAGAGAAUGUCAGUGAUAGUUCGUCGUGAGAAUGAUGACAAGAUUAUUAUGUAUUGUAAAGGUGCAGAUACUACAGUGAUACCUCAGUUAUCUAGACAUAGUAAGACCAAGACAUUGAAGCAUCGUGAUACCGUGGAUGCAGUGGAUGGGAAGGUAGUUGAAGAGACGGAGGAUGUGUCUUUGGUUGAAAUAACGGAAACGCAUCUUAAUGUUUACGCAAGAGAAGGUCUAAGAACGCUCUGUAUGGCGAGAAAGGUAGUGUUAAUGUAGUCAGUUAAUGAAAAUAAUUUGGUUAAAGCUAACUUCCUUGGACUGUCUCAGGUUGUCCCCAUGCGACAGAAGCUGGUACUGUACUUGUUUAUCAGCGGAGUCACUUGGGGAAAAAAAUAGUAAGGAUAGGUCGUGAACUAUUUGUUCAAUCGAGUAAAGUGCCAACAAAAUCUUGAGAUUGAUUCAAAAUUAGCUCAGUUUAGGCUAACCCACAUUCAGAGAUAUGUACAUAACCCUUAUCGGAUCUGGAGUAAAUGAUCUAACAUUGCUAAAAUGUAUUUUGGUCCCAGUGUUAUCAGUAGGAAAUGAUAUCUCGUACUGUACAAUUUUCUUCGUUUAAUUAUUUAUAUAAUACUUACAUGUUCAAUUGUUUCUUACUCCUCAUGAUCGUCAUCUUCACCAUCAUCACUUUGGAAAGUUUUAGAAUGUAGAUACAUGUACGUGUGUUGUGAUUUUCUAGGAAUUAAGUGAGGAAGAUUAUCGUAAUUGGUUAUCGGAACACGAGAAGGCCGAAAUAUCUCUAUACAAUCGUGAAGAGUUGUUGCAAGAUUCCUACUGUCGAAUUGAACGCGAUAUGGAGUUGCUUGGAGCAACUGGUAUUGAGGAUAGAUUACAGGAAGGUGUUCCUGAGGCUAUUGCUACAUUGCGUGCAGCUGGACUCAAAGUUUGGGUUCUGACUGGCGACAAACAGGUAAAAAAAAUACAG
Molecule: messenger RNA, 16054 nt
Organism: Paramuricea clavata
Lineage: Eukaryota; Metazoa; Cnidaria; Anthozoa; Malacalcyonacea; Plexauridae
Source: the annotation of a GenBank genome assembly